Molecule: messenger RNA, 2273 nt
Organism: Ipomoea nil (Japanese morning glory)
Lineage: Eukaryota; Viridiplantae; Streptophyta; Magnoliopsida; Solanales; Convolvulaceae
Product: transcription factor bHLH49-like
Exons: 9
Coding region: 579-1940 (453 amino acids)
Biological process (GO): regulation of DNA-templated transcription
Cellular component (GO): nucleus
Molecular function (GO): DNA-binding transcription factor activity; protein dimerization activity
Source: RefSeq, a predicted model, not a curated record
GGGUUUGUUUAAGAGGGUGGGUCUGACUAGGGUUUUACUUGAUGAGUAUUUAUGAGGGUGAAAUCAAUGUCUGUGCUCUAUUGACUAAUUCUGGACACUUUGUCCAGCUCUUUAUUGCACUGGGUUUCUGUUUUCUUGAACAUUAAAGAAGAGGUUGGGGAGUGGGGUCUUGAGUCUUCAUUAAAGCUUCAACCUUUGUUGCUUCAUUUAUGCUGUUUUCUAUCCUGCAUUUUGUUUCUUCAGGUGUGAAUUGAAUUGGGUAUUUGGUUAAUUCUUUUAUUUUUUAGUUUUACCCAACUCUUUGAGGGUAGCUAUUCAAGUUUUCAUCUGUUUUGCAUAUUGUUGAGCUUACUUCUUCAAGAAAUAUCUCUAAUAUGGUCUAAAGAUCAACCUGUUUAUGCUUUCCAAUUUCUCCAUUGUUUAUGUUAUCCAAUUUCUCUAUAGUUUCCUAAAUUGUUUCUAGAACCCUGAAAAUGAUGGAUCUUUUGCAGUUGAGUUUCUCUAAUUUCGGUGUUUUUCCUGGAAAAUUCAAGCAGUGCUGCCUGUUUUCUUUCUGAAUUUUUCUAGUGUUUUAAAAAAUGGAUCAUAUGGAUGAGUUCGAGGCGGAGAGGAGAGCUGAUGAUGAUGAUGGUGGUGUGAACUUGUUCAACUCAUCUAAUAUGAAUACUGCCAAUCUUGGAAUGGGAAUGGUUCCUAAUUCCAAUCCCAGCAUAGACUCAUUUUGCUCCGCAAUCUGGGAUCAACCUAACCCGGUAAACCACCUAGUCCUAGGCUUAGGUGAUGCCAAUAAUGUUGAGUUUGAACCAUCUAGAAUUAGCGGUGGAAAUGGAAGUUUUGGUGUUCCUCCCAAUGGAAUGCUUAAAGGGAGCACCUUGCUCCCACCCGCUGUUCCCGGGCUACUCCCCCCUCCUCGGUUUUUACCUCAUUUUCAAGUUGAUUCUGAUUUCGUUGAAAGGGCAGCGAGGUUUUCGUGCUUUGGUGGAGGGAAUGUGAUGAACCCGUUCAAUACUCUCGAGUGUAUCAAUGCUCAUUCGAAGGGUUUAGCACCACCACCGCAAACUCAAAGGCCUCGAGAGGCUUUGGUGGGGAAUGGCUUAAAAAACGAAUCUUUACCAAUUGGUCAUAAUUUCGCUGAAGAAGCAAAAGAACGAGCUGGAGUAUCUGAGGCCGAGUCUGAUGGACUCGAAUGUUUAUCAGAGAGUGCAGUUGGGCAGUCUUCUGCAAAGGGACUUGGCUCCAAGAAACGGAAAAGAAGAGGACAGGGUGCUGAACUUGAUCAAAACAAGAGAGAACCGGGAAAUGACGAUAAACAGGGGUCCCAAACUUCAGAUACUCCUAAAGACGAAUACAUACAUGUUCGGGCCAGGAGAGGCCAGGCGACAAAUAGUCAUAGUCUCGCAGAAAGAGUAAGGAGGGAAAAAAUCAGUGAAAGAAUGAAGUUUCUCCAGGAUCUCGUACCUGGUUGCAACAAGGUCAUUGGUAAAGCCGUAAUGCUGGAUGAAAUCAUUAAUUAUGUGCAAUCACUGCAACGACAGGUUGAGUUCUUAUCGAUGAAGCUUGCAACGAUAAACCCCGGGCUGGAUUUCAACUCUGAUGUGGUCUUUACAAAGGAGAUUUCCCGAGCUGCUUCUUCUUCGUCUUCGUUAGCAUUUCCACCCGAUAUGGCUAUGCCCUAUCCACCAAUACACUCUCCACAACCGAUGCUGAUUCAAGGAGGCCUUCCUGGCUUGGAAAAUUCCACUGUUGCAUUGCAUAGAACCAUCAAUUCCCAAUUACCAAACACAAGUGAGACCAACAAGGAUCAUCCUACAUCUAAGGUAUCUAACACAUGGAGUGAGUUCCAUAAUGUUUUCCAGAUGGGUUUCAACUCCACUGCUCCCCUCAGCAGCCAAUUCACGAGCUCUCUACCACCACCCGAUCUUACGAAAACAGAACCCUGACUGAACAUUUUAGCUCUCAUCAUUUCGGCAAGUUAUUUUUUCCAGUUCUGAGGCCUCCUGUAAAGUUGAAUAUCCAGUCAGGUAUUUCUCAGUAUGAAUUGGAAGCUAAGCUAUUCAUCACCAUGAUACACAGUAUACAUUUGAUGCUGUUGAGUUGUACAGGCAGUGAAAGUGUAAGAUUUUCAGGAGAAAAUGCAGUUGUAAAUUCAGUGAGAGUUGAUAAGGCUGCUACUUUUACUCUUCAAUUGGAAAAGGAAAAGUUCCAUCAUUUGAAUUGGCUAGUGAUGAUGAUUUUGUUGUAUUGGUUUAUUUCUUUCUUUCUUUGGUGUAAAA